GCGCCACUUCCUGAUACACCUGUUUGUCAGGUAGGCAGUCGGCCGCAGUCUGCUGCUGACGCUACGGAGACACUGAGUCAUGACCAAAUAGACUAUGGACGGAAUUUUACCGGAGCUUUGACGCAACUUUGAAUUUCUUUUUUUUUUUUUUAAAUCGUCAUUCGAGUAAAUCCCUCACCUUGUAAAAUGCGUCGACCGCGCCGAGGGAAUACCCACCUGAAUGUGGUUUUGCUGCUGUAUCUGGUCGGCUUUUACGAGCCUUCCCUAGUCUCCUCCAUCACAGUGAGUACGCCAGCAGAGCUCCAUGCGUCUAAAGGGGACACCGUCACAAUGUCCUGCACUUUCACCUCCACCAGUAGGCCGACCAGCAAGAUGACUGUGGACUGGUCCUAUAGGCUCCAGAGUGGAGGGCCGCCCCAAACAUUUUUCCACUUCUCCUCGCGGUCAUUCCCUCCAAACGACGGUCAGUUUGCUGGUCGUAUCCGGUGGCAGGGAAGCCCUGCGCGUGGGGAUGCCUCCAUCUCUCUGAUCAACGCCACGUUGAACGAUAAUGGGACCUUUACGUGCUCAGUCAGAAACCCUCCGGAUGUCCAUGGGUUCCCGACUUCACACACUGUGCUCACUGUCACACCAAAGGCGCCAAGAAUUCGCUUCUCUGAUGUUGCGGUCCUCCUCGCUUUCAUCCUCCUCCCAUCCGCUAUCAUCACCCUCAUUCUGAUUGGACGGAUGCUCUGUCCCAAGAAACAGCGCAGCCAAUCGAAAGCCUACAGAUCGCCCAUAGAGGUCACAGAGGGAGAGGAGUAUGGCAUCCACCCACCGGGGGACAAAGUAAGGAGUGCCUCAUGCUGUGACCUAUAUCUCAUGGACUCAGAGGAUGAAGAUGAGUAUUACAACAUAGAAAAGAGACCCCCUAUGGAUGAAGGCUAUGCUGAGUCUCAGUGCUAGAGAACCCUGCUGGUUGAGAGAUGUAAGUGCAACAUGUACACCGACCGGUGCCUUACGUAUGGGAGGUACUAAAUGAAAAUGAAUGCUGGAUUCAUGUCUUCUUGGCCACAGUCAACCACGUACCCAGUCACUUUGGUGAUGUUUACUUUUUUGUGGUGAUACUUGUGUUUUUGUCUGGAGACAGCCGGAAUUUUACAUCUCCAGCAUAAUAUUUAAACUAUAAAAUGUGUCAAUACUUUUAUUUACCUUUUGCCUACAAGCUCUAAAUUUCACAAGGCUUCUCAAGAGGCAGUCCACUGUUUUUAUACCAGUGAGCUGUGAAAUAACAGGCUUUAUUCCUAAAUUUUAGAGCUUGUGGCCUCGAUGAGAUAUAAUUUGUUUAUUCUGUGUAUACAGGUAAGAAGCUGACACUGAUGAGCACUAUGUAUAUUUUUAUAUCGUGAUGAUUUAUAUGUCAGUUUGUUUUUGUGAAGGAGAAAGAUACGUUUUGUCUAAUUUAUUGUGUGUGUGUCAGAGCGGCUGUAUGAAAUUUUUGUCGAUGUCUUUGUCAAGGUGCAGUGGAACAUUUCUGUUAUAUCUGGAAUAUUUGGACCAAAAGUAAAUAGUUUGAUAUUGAAUGUCAACUGUGACCACUCAGUACUAUUUAUACAGUAUAUUGUAUAUACAGUAUAUUUUCUAUAUAUGUGUCUGUACAUUACUGGACUUUAUCAUGAUUUCCACAUCAGCAGUAAAUGUUUGUGUCACCUUAUUAGUAGAAUAUUUUGGGGACGUGUGAGUUGAGUUGGAUGUAUUCUAUCAUGGAUAUGGUUAUUUCAUGUGAUAUGACAGUCUUUGUUUUGGUUUGCAUGCACAGCUUUGCUUUAAUUAAUGUUUUUGCAACAUUUUUGCCUAAAUAAAUUGUUUAAGAGCGCAUCCUUUUGACUUUGUGAGGGGAUGAACAUGA
Messenger RNA from Morone saxatilis (striped sea-bass), 1888 nucleotides. RefSeq names its product myelin protein zero-like 3 (gene mpzl3). The record is from RefSeq and is a predicted model, not a curated record. The transcript has 6 exons. Lineage: Eukaryota; Metazoa; Chordata; Actinopteri; Moronidae. The coding region runs from base 187 to 945 and encodes 252 amino acids. Gene Ontology annotation, cellular component: membrane.